This is a messenger RNA of Pezoporus flaviventris, 4785 nucleotides long. RefSeq names its product collagen alpha-2(XI) chain-like. Gene Ontology annotation, molecular function: extracellular matrix structural constituent. The record is from RefSeq and is a predicted model, not a curated record. The coding region runs from base 1 to 4785 and encodes 1594 amino acids. The transcript has 62 exons. Lineage: Eukaryota; Metazoa; Chordata; Aves; Psittaciformes; Psittacidae.
AUGGCGCUGCUGCGGCCCCAUAGCGGGCCCCACACCUUCCUCCUCUCCCUCUACGACGGCGCCGGGCGGCGACAACUGGGGCUGCACUUGGGGGGCGCCCCACUUUUGGUGUACGAGGAAAAAGGGGGCUGGGGGGGAAGGGACGACCCCCCCCAAAUUUUACCCCUUCUCCAGCCCCACGGAGACCCCGUUUUCCGCCGCUUCCGACUCGCCGACGGCAAAUGGCAUCACGUGGCCUGGAGCAUCCGGGGCCGCUCGGUCACCCUGGUUGUGGAUUGCGUCCAUCGGGACACGCGGAUCCUGCCCCAUAGCGUCGGCGCCUCCAUUGACUCCCAUGGGGUCACCGUGUUCGGGACCCACAGCCCGGGGGAGGAGGGCUUCCAGGGGGACAUCCAACAACUGCUCAUCUCCGAUGACCCCCAAGCGGCCUUCGACUACUGCGAGCUCUAUGGGCCCCACUGCGACCCACAGGGCCAGGAACGAGGGCGGCAGCGCCGGGAGGCCAGCAAGCCGAAGCCCCACGGGCUGAUGAGCCCAGCCAAUGGGAAGGGGAAAUCCCUUGGGAAGCGCCCCGGGAACGGGGGGCACAAGACCAUGGGGCUGAGGUUCCCCUCCAGGGCUCAAGGCAACAGCUACCAGCAGGCUGUGCUCGGCGUCAGGGGCUACAAGGGUGAGAAGGGGGAACCCGCUGUCCUCGAGCCGGGAAUGUUGGUGGAAGGCCCCCCCGGACCGGAGGGACCAGCGGGAAUGUCGGGACCCCCGGGCACACAGGGACCACCGGGAGCACCGGGAGAGCCGGGAGAGAGGGGCCCCCCCGGCCGUGCCGGCCUCCCCGGCUCCGACGGGACCCCCGGGCCCCCCGGCACCUCCAUGAUGCUCCCGUUCCGCUUUGGUGGUGGCACUGGGGAUAAGGGGCCGGUGGUGGCGGCGCAGGAGGCCCAAGCUCAGGCCAUCCUACAGCAAGCAAGGUUGGCUCUCCGGGGUCCCCCCGGCCCUAUGGGAUUCACCGGCCGGCCCGGCCCCAUGGGCCAACCGGGAAGCAACGGGAUCAAGGGGGAAUGCGGUGACUUCGGCCCCCAAGGACCACGAGGACCCCAAGGACUCAUGGGACCGCCUGGAAAGCCGGGAAGGAGGGGCCGGCCGGGAGCAGACGGAGCCAGGGGGAUGCCGGGGGAGCCGGGUGCCAAGGGUGACCGAGGCUUCGAUGGGCUCCCAGGACUGCCGGGGGACAAAGGGCAGCGGGGCGACCCCGGCACGCAGGGAACCCCGGGCCCCCCCGGUGAGGAUGGAGAUGGGGGCGACGACGGCGCUGUGGGUCCACGAGGCCUCCCUGGAGAAGCGGGACCCAGAGGGCUCCUUGGUCCCAAAGGCCCCCCCGGCAUCCCCGGCCCCCCGGGCGUCCGUGGCAUGGAUGGCCCCGUGGGGCCCAAAGGGAACGUGGGACCUCAAGGGGAACCAGGCCCCCCUGGGCAACAGGGAACACCGGGGACCCAGGGGCUGCCGGGACCCCAAGGUGCCACUGGGCCUCCUGGAGACAAGGGACCCCAAGGAAAACCGGGCUUGCCUGGGAUGCCCGGGUCCGACGGUGCCCCCGGCCACCCCGGCAAGGAGGGACCCCCAGGCUCCAAAGGGCACCAGGGUCCUUCAGGUCCUCAAGGUCCCAUUGGCUACCCGGGGUCACGUGGUGUCAAGGGGGCAGACGGCAUCCGAGGCCUCAAAGGACACAAGGGAGAGAAGGGCGAAGAAGGCUUCCCCGGCUUCAAAGGCGACAUGGGGGUCAAAGGAGACCGCGGGGAAGUCGGGGUUCCUGGAUCUAGGGGGGAAGACGGCCCUGAAGGCCCCAAAGGCCGCACGGGCCCCAUUGGCGACCCCGGCCCCAUAGGGCUUAGUGGGGAGAAGGGAAAACUGGGGGUUCCAGGCCUCCCCGGUUACCCAGGGCGACAAGGUGCAAAGGGAUCGCAGGGUUUCCCAGGCUUCCCAGGGAGCAACGGCGAGAAGGGGGCGCGGGGUCUAGCGGGGAAAUCGGGGCCAAGGGGGGAACGGGGCCCCACGGGGCCAAGGGGGCAGCGAGGACCACGAGGAGCCACAGGGAAGGCAGGGGCCAAGGGUACCUCCGGCAGCGAUGGGCCCCACGGCCCCAUAGGAGAGCGGGGCCUGCCAGGACCUCAAGGACCCAACGGCUUCCCUGGCCCCAAAGGGCCCCCUGGCCCCCCCGGCAAGGACGGGCUCCCCGGGCACCCAGGACAGCGAGGGGAAGGGGGAUUCCAAGGGAAAACCGGGCCCCCGGGACCCCCGGGCGUCGUCGGCCCCCAGGGCUCCGCCGGCGAAUCCGGCCCUAUGGGAGAGCGCGGUCAUCCCGGUCCUCCCGGUCCCCCCGGCGAGCAGGGGCUUCCGGGGCCCUCCGGCAAGGACGGCCCCAAGGGAGAUCCCGGCCCCACCGGGCCCCCCGGCAAGGAUGGACCCGCGGGAUUGAGGGGGUUCCCUGGCGAGCGCGGCCUGCCCGGCACGGCGGGCGGCCCAGGGCUGAAGGGGAACGAGGGACCCACCGGCCCCCCAGGACCUGCUGGCUCUCCAGGGGAGCGGGGGGCUCCAGGACAAGGGGGUCCCGUUGGCCCCCCAGGGAGACCCGGACCCCAGGGACCCCCAGGUCCAGCCGGAGAGAAGGGAAUUGCGGGGGACAAGGGCUCCGUGGGUCCUGCUGGCCGCGAUGGGGUGCAGGGACCUGUGGGGCUCCCAGGUCCCGCCGGGCCCCCCGGUGGGGCAGGAGAGGAUGGAGACAAGGGUGAGGUCGGGGAUCCCGGCUCCAAGGGGACCAAAGGCACCAAAGGAGAGCACGGACCCCCGGGCCCUCCUGGACCCAUUGGAGCCGUCGGCCAACCCGGAGCAGCCGGAGCUGAUGGGGAGCCGGGGGCCCGAGGACCUCAGGGCCACUUUGGAGCCAAAGGGGACGAGGGGACGCGGGGCUUCAAUGGAGCCCCAGGCCCCAUUGGGCUGCAGGGGCUGCCGGGUCCUGCUGGUGAGAAGGGGGAGACAGGCGAUGUGGGGCCCAUGGGCCCCCCCGGACCCCCAGGUCCUCGUGGUCCAGCCGGAGCCUCCGGAGCCGAUGGACCACAGGGAGCGCCGGGGGGCGUCGGGAAUGUGGGGCCCCAAGGGGAGAAGGGUGAUCCCGGCGAAUCGGGAGCUCCCGGAAUCCAAGGAGAGCCCGGGACCAAGGGCCCACGAGGCGAGCGUGGGGAGAAGGGAGAAGCCGGAGCCGCCGGAGCCGCCGGUCCUCCCGGUGGGAGAGGUCCCGUUGGAGACGAUGGAGCCAAAGGGAAUCCCGGGCCCGUUGGCUUCCCAGGAGAUCCCGGCCCUCCCGGAGAGAUGGGGCCAAGGGGGCAGGACGGUGCCAAAGGGGAGCGGGGUGAGGAUGGAGAACCCGGAGAGCCGGGAUCCCCAGGCCCGACAGGAGAGAACGGUCCCCCCGGGCCCCUCGGGAAGCGGGGCCCGGCCGGUUCUCCCGGCCCCGAAGGACGUCAGGGCGAGAAGGGAGCCAAGGGAGAAGCGGGAGCAAGCGGAGCUCCGGGCAAGACGGGGCCUGUGGGGCCACAAGGACUUGGGGGGAAGCAAGGCCCCGAUGGGCUCCGAGGGCUCCCAGGAUCUGUGGGCGAGCAAGGAAAACCGGGAAGCGCGGGACCGGCCGGACCCCCAGGUCCAAUGGGUCCCCCAGGGCUCCCCGGCCUCCGAGGGGACACCGGAGCCAAAGGAGAGAAGGGCCACCCUGGUCUCAUCGGCUUGAUAGGGCCACCUGGAGAACAGGGCGACAAAGGGGACCGGGGCCUCCCUGGGCCCCACGGAUCUAUGGGGCAGAAAGGAGAAACUGGCAUCCCUGGUGCUACCGGACCCAUUGGCCCCACUGGUCCCCCUGGCCUCCCUGGCCCAUCUGGUCCCAAAGGAGCCAAAGGAGCCAUGGGCCAAGCAGGACCCAAAGGGGAGCGUGGACCUCCAGGACCCCCCGGCCACCCGGGCCCCCCAGGAGAAGUCAUCCAACCCCUUCCCAUCCAAGCAUCCAAGAAGUCCAAGCGCUCCAUUGACGCCAGCGAGCUCCUGGAGGAGGGAGAGGAAGAGGAAGAGGAGGAGGAAGAGGAAGGGAAGCAAGGCCGGGGCAUGGAGGAGCUCUUGGGAUCCCUGCAUUCCCUAAAGCAGGAAGUGGAGGCCUUGAGGCGCCCCAUGGGGAGCAGGGAGAACCCGGCCCGCACGUGCCAGGACCUACAGCUGAGCCACCCGGGGCUCCCCGACGGCCUCUAUUGGGUGGAUCCCAACCAAGGAUGCUCCCGCGACGCCUUCCGGGCCCGGUGCCGCUUCCGCAUGGGAGCCGAGACCUGCGUCUUCCCAAGGCAGGCGGUGAGUUAUGGGCUCUCCUAUGUGGAUGCGGAUGGGCACGGGCUCGGCGUGGUGCAGGUGACCUUCCUAAGGCUCCUCAGCAUCGGCGCGCAGCAGAACGUCACCGUGCGGUGUACCGGGAACACCGGGAUCAACACCGGGAUCAACACCGGGACCAACACCGGGAUCAACACCGGGAUCAACACCGGGAAUGGGAUCCGCUUCCUGGCCGCCAAUGAGGAGGAGCUGGCGGGUACCGGCCCCUACGUCAAGGUGCUGAUGGAUGGAUGUGGGGUGCAGUCGAGCUCCGGGCGCUCGGUGCUGGAGGUUCUCACCCCACACCCGGAGCAUCUCCCACUCCGGGAUGUCCUGGGCAUGGCACGAGGAGGCCUUGAGGUGGGGCCGGCCUGCUUCCGGGGCUGA